AUGUCUUUCAAUCGGAACAGUGAUCAAAGUGCCACUGUUAGCAAAAAAGUUUACCAAACUGUCACACUAACAGUUCAGGUUCCAUUUUGCAACUCUCAUCAUUCUCCUUCUCAGUUCUCAGUUCUCGCCAAACACACCUUCUACUCUUUGUUCUCUGGUGGCACCACCAACAUGCCACUUUCUUCGCCAAGCUUCACCAACUCCAACACAUGGACAACGAAACAACACACCCCUCAACUCAACAACACUUUUCAAUCUCUCGACACCUCACACAACAACACCUUACCCAUCAUCAUUCUCAGCCAAUCCCUCCACAAAACGCGCGCUUUCAGGAUCCACUGCAUUGCACCAGAACCCCUCGGCCCAUUGGAACAACCCAAAUGCGAUCGUCACUCUCAACCCGAAUUUGCUGGGGACGGCGGAGGUGGUGAUGGCGGCGGCGAUGGCAGCAGAAGCGGCGGUAAUGGGGAUGGAGGAGGAAGCGAAGAAGAAGAAGAAGAAGAUAAAGAGUUUGGACCCUUGUUGAAAUUUGAAGCGGUUAUGAAAGAAGCAGAAGCUCGGGGUGUCAAGUUGCCUUCAGAUAUGGUGGAUGCUGCGAGGAUCUCAGGCAUUCGAGAAAAUUUUCUUCUUCGUUACUUUGAAUUGCAGGGUUCGGCUUGGCCACUAUCUUUCCUUAUGAAGCAUUGUUCUAUGCUGAGAAAUCGAAUGCUAGCGGACCCUUCUUUUCUUUUUAAAGUUGGAGCCGAGAUUAUUAUAGACUCUUGUUGUGCGACGUUUGCGGAGGUUCAGAGAAGAGGGAAGGAUUUUUGGGCUGAAUUUGAGUUGUACGCUGCUGAUCUUCUGGUUGGAGUGGCUGUUGACAUUGCUUUGGUGGGUAUGUUAGCACCUUAUGCUCGAAUUGGCAAGCCUUCUGUGUCAAAAGGUUUACUUGGUCGCUUUCAACAUGCUUGUUCAUCUCUUCCUAGCAGUGUUUUUGAAGCUGAAACACCGGGAUUUAAAUUCUCUGUGAAGCAGCGCAUUGCCACAUACUUCUACAAGGGCGCAUUGUAUGGAUCGGUUGGCUUUGGAUGUGGUAUUAUUGGUCAAGGAAUUGCAAAUAUGAUCAUGAAUGCCAAAAGGAGCUUUAAGAAAUCUGAAGAGGACAUACCUGUGCCUCCUCUUUUGCAAAGUGCUGCUCUAUGGGGUUUCUUUCUUGCUGUGUCAUCCAACACUCGUUAUCAAAUUAUAAAUGGACUGGAACGCCUUGUUGAAGCUUCUCCCGUGGCAAAGAAUGUCCCACUUGUUGCAAUGGCUUUCACUGUUGGUGUGCGAUUUGGUAACAACAUCUAUGGUGGCAUGCAGUUCGUAGACUGGGCCAAAUUGAGUGGAGUACAAUGAGUGCCCUUGUCUCCACUUUCUAUUUGCGCCUUUUUUUUAAAGUUUUAUCCAAGGUUCUAACUCAAAUUAAGAAGAGAAGCUCCCAUCAUUUUUUCAUAUGUUUCAAGAGGAAUUAAGCUUCAUAUAACUGGGAAUGGUCUUAAGCUAUAUUAUGAUUCAUUUGUUUGAGAAAAGAUCUUUUUGCAAUCAUUUAGGCCAAUGAGUUUUUUUUUUCCCUUUCCCUACACCCACUAGCACUAUAUGUUAAAUCACAUAGGAAAAGAGAAACAUUUUUGUCACUUUUUU
Molecule: messenger RNA, 1662 nt
Organism: Gastrolobium bilobum
Lineage: Eukaryota; Viridiplantae; Streptophyta; Magnoliopsida; Fabales; Fabaceae
Product: protein RETICULATA-RELATED 1, chloroplastic
Exons: 8
Coding region: 1-1377 (458 amino acids)
Biological process (GO): plant organ development
Cellular component (GO): chloroplast inner membrane
Source: RefSeq, a predicted model, not a curated record